AUGGCCUGGGCUGCCCCCAGGUCUCUGACCCCCUUUCGCAUCCUUAGCCGUCGCUGGGCCUGUGUCCGUCGGGGCCCGGAACCUGACGGCCCAGCCCUGACUCCAGACCUUGUCCAGUGGUCUGUGGCAGCCCAGAACACCAUAGCUGGCCUUGGAGUUAGCAUCAGCCAUGAGCUCAUCAGGCUGGAGAUCAUCCCUGAGGUUCUGGAUCUGACCCUCACUGAUCUUCCCAGCAUCACCAGUGUGGCCGUGGGAAACCAGCCCCAGGACAUCAGACUGCAGGCAAGGCUUCUGGUGCACUCAUACAUCCAGGGGCAACAGACCAUCAACUUGGUGGUGGUCCCCUGUAACGUGGACAUUGCCAGCACAGAGGCACUGAGCGUGGCUCGGGAGGUGGACCCCGUUGGAGACAGGGCCAGAGGUAAGAAGAAAGAACCUAGCUUCCAGAAGACGGGCACCGAAAAAGUUGUCAUGAGUGUGGUGUGGAAUAUCACGUCCCGUCUUGAGAAGGGUUACGGGAUAGCAACGUGUGGACCGGCAGGAGAUCAGAUCACGAACAAGCUGACGUUGGCGGAGGCAACGAAGGAAGAAAUGUUCUUCCAGACACAUCGGUAUUUCAGGUGACAUUCUUCAGGACGGUCCUAGAACAGAACUCCGUGGGAGCCAGCCCUGCCUUCCGGAACCGGCCAAGGUUCACACUUUGUCGACCUUGACAGUGAAACAGCCAGUUAUUUUCCCAGCCUGUCAGACAAAAGCAACGAAUUCUUCUGAGCCAGGAAACACGUACUCCCAAGAACAUUGAGUUGGAAGAAAGAAGCCAGUGGUUCUCCAACUGCAAUGUGCACAAGAAUCACCUGGGGGCGCCUGGGUGGCUCGGUCGGUUAAGCGUCCGACUUCGGCUCAGGUCAUGAUCUCACAGUCUGUGAGUUCGAGCCCCGCGUCGGGCUCUGUGCUGACCGCUCGGAGCCUGGAGCCUGUUUCGGAUUCUGUGUCUCCCUCUCUCUCUGCUCUUCCCCUGCUCAU
Messenger RNA from Panthera uncia (snow leopard), 1023 nucleotides. RefSeq names its product interferon-induced GTP-binding protein Mx2-like. NCBI's taxonomy places the organism in Eukaryota, Metazoa, Chordata, Mammalia, Carnivora, Felidae. Gene Ontology annotation, cellular component: cytoplasm; microtubule; nucleus. Gene Ontology annotation, biological process: defense response to virus. The record is from RefSeq and is a predicted model, not a curated record. Gene Ontology annotation, molecular function: microtubule binding; GTPase activity; GTP binding.